UUCCCAUAUACUACUUACAAACCAAUAUAAAUUGCCUCGCACUCUCAGCAACAAGGAGCAUAGAGCUUUAAAGAGACUCUUUUAAAUUCACAGAGGGGAAUCUUAUCAAGAGCUUUGAAGAAAACAAAAAGAGGUUUAGAAAUGUUUAGGCCUUUCCUUCAGAAAAUACGCAAGGGGUUCUGUGUCUCACCUUCCAGAGGACAAGCUGUCAUUAAUGAUGUUGAGGUCGAUGAAGAAAUAAACGUAGCUACACCAAUGUCAGAUGAUGUUGGGGCAGGAUAUUUUACGGUGUUUGCAGUUCAAGGAAAGGAAACGCAGAGGUUUGUCAUUGAACUAGACAACUUAACAAACCCUGCAUUCCUGAGUCUACUGGAGCAGGCUGGGGAAGAAUAUGGAUUCCAACAAAAGGGGGUUCUUUGUCUCCCUUGUCGUCCGCAGGAACUGCAAAAGAUCCUACAAGACUGGGAAGCUGAGCAUGCUGAUACUGAAGCUGGUGCAGGCUGUUUUAUGCGUGAGGUGUUGAUGUGUUUCCUGAUUUUGAUGGAUUCUGUUUGCUUUGAGAAUCUGGUGCAGUGUUUAGAGCUUUCUGGUGCAGCGCCUGUCUCCAGCCGAAGAUCUGUCGAAGCUCGAUCCUGACUUCCAUAUGUAGGCGUGGUGAUAUUUGUAUUUUCAUGGUUUUUUAUAUAUAUGUUCUCAGGUAGUGGUGUGUGCUGUGUAGUUGUCUAUCUGGUGUGGUUGUUGUAUGGCGUUCUUUAUUAUAUCACUAUGUCACUGAGCCAUCAUGGCUUCAAGUGUACUAGUGCUUUCCGA
This is a messenger RNA of Theobroma umbraticum, 810 nucleotides long. Lineage: Eukaryota; Viridiplantae; Streptophyta; Magnoliopsida; Malvales; Malvaceae. The record is from RefSeq and is a predicted model, not a curated record.